AUGAGGAACGACACUUACUCCCAACGACAACACUUUGAUAAUUUAAGUUAUAUAUCGGAUGGUCGUGAUCGUAUUUCAUAUAUCAGUGAUCCAUACGCAGCUUCAUCGCGUGAUGCUGUCCUUCAUGGUAAUGGAUUCGUUUUACAACCAAAUGAAUUAAAAAAACCUAAGCGUAAAAAUGAUAUUAUUUAUACAUUUCGACCCGGUCAAGAUGGUAUAUAUGCUUAUAGCAAUGCAGCAUUUAGUGACAUCAGUGGUAUUGAUGUGCGUGGACUUUCAACUCGAUCACUGAAUUCAAAUGUAUAUGCUUCUCAAAAGUCAUUUGAAAAAACUAAUCAUAAUCGAAAAGUAUUUAGAAUAUGUUCGAAAUAUUGGUAUAUAUUUGUACUUCUAAUACUUAUUGUUCUUGCUGCUAUUGGUGUUAUUAUUGGCUUUACUGUAUUCCGUUCGAAACAUAAAUCAACGGAUUGUUAUUUAUUAUGUGAUCCAAGUGAAAAACUUAUUAAAUUAAAUUCCACUCAUUGUGAAUGUCAAUCUAUUAAUGAACAUGAAUUUGAACCAUCUGUAUGUGGACAAUUUCCUUGCAUUAAACUUAAUGGAACUGGUUUUGAAUGUAAUUGUACAACGGGCUUUCAGCAUCCACCUAUAAAUAUUAAUGAAUGUGAAAAUCCAAGAAUAUGUGGAGAACAUCAAGUAUGCAAUAAUACUAUUGGAAGUUAUACAUGUUUUUGUGAAAAUGGCUAUGAAACAAUUACAUCAUCUAAUGGAAUUAUAUGUCAAGAUAAAAAUGAAUGUAUCGAUAAUCAUAUAUGUUCAAAUGGGUAUUGCAUUAAUACAAAUGGUAGUUUUGAAUGUGUUUGCAAUCCUGGUUUUAUGCACGAUGUAUUCAAUCCAUUACAUUGCGAAGACAUCAAUGAAUGUUUAUCACCACAUAAUUGUACUGGUGAUAAUGAAAUAUGUGAAAAUACAGAUGGUUCAUUUCGAUGUAUUUGUGCUCAUGGAUAUCGACGAAACGAACACGACAAUUGCAUAAAUAUUAAUGAAUGUGCUGAAUCAAAUACAACUUGUGAUAUUAAUUCACGAUGUGAAGAUCGAAAUGGAUCAUUUGCAUGUUGCAUGAAUAUGAUAACAAAUGAAUGUAUUGAAUGUGGUUAUGAUUAUGCAAAUCCUAGAUCAGUCGGUAUGUUAUCAUUUGCUUUUACUAAUCUACUCAUGACAACUGAUUUACCAACGACAAUGUCUUCCUUUGCUAUUUCUAAUACUAGCUUACGAUUAAAUGCUAUUAAAAAAUCAAUAAAAAAAAUCAAAUCUAAAAAGGUGACUAAUCAUACUCGACGAACACGUAUGACUGAUGGACAACCGAUUGAAUCAGGACGUUUUCCAUGGAUAGCUGCCUUGUUAAUUAAAAAAGAUUAUUAUAAUAGUGAACCACGUUAUGUUUGUUCAGCUACUCUUGUUUCUAGUUGGAAUGUUAUUACUGCCGCACAUUGUCUUGAUGAGCAACAUUUCCGAAAACAAUGGGAAUUAACAAGUGAACCGAGUUCAUUUAAAGAUAUAUUUGAUAUUCGUAUUGGUGUACAUAAUCUUAGUUUGAACAGUACUGAUUUCAUGCAAAGUCAAUCUCAUUCAAUUGCAAAUUUUACUUUACAUUCAGGAUAUCAAUCUCUUGGUUCAGAAGAUGCUACUGUAAAAAAUGAUGUUGCAUUAAUUAAAUUAACUAAACGUAUAGAACGUUCAUCAAAUAUUGAUUGGAUUUGUUUACCAACUAUUUUUAAUAUUCAAGAUCAAACUACAUUAAAAGUAGUUUCGUAUGGUGCUACCGAUGAAAAUUUAAUUCAACAACAAUUAGAUAUUCGUGUACUUGAUAAUCAAGAAAGUAAAAGUGAAUGUCAACGACAAUUAGGCGACAUUGCUGAAGAUGCUUUCUGUGCAAUUAGUACAAACAAUUCGAGUUUGUUAGGCAUGGGUGAUUCUGGAGCAGGUUCUAUGUUAUUUAGUAAUGAUAAUCGUUGGCAUCUUGCAGGCGUUAUGUCAAAAACAGGUCUUCAAAAAGCAUAUUCAGCCCUAACUAACGUAUCGAUACAUAUUGAAUGGCUGAAAUCUCUUGUAGAACGAUAG
Messenger RNA from Rotaria sp. Silwood2, 2118 nucleotides. The record is from the annotation of a GenBank genome assembly. Lineage: Eukaryota; Metazoa; Rotifera; Eurotatoria; Philodinida; Philodinidae.